AUGGCAGCUCGAUCAAGUACGUUACCGCAAAAGCCUGGCUCUGGUGCACCAACAACCAACACUGGAGCACCUAACCAGACUCUAUACAUCAGAAAUCUCAAUCAGAAGAUCAACCGAGAUGACCUAAAGCGAGCUCUCUACAUGCUCUUCUCGACAUACGGACCUGUCCUCGAUAUCGUCAGCUGUCGCGUAAGCGCAAAGGGCCAGCAGAUGAGAGGCCAGGCACACGUUUGCUUUCGCGAUAUUCAGACAAGUACUCAGGCAAUGCGCUCGCUGCAAGGGUUCGAGAUUUUUGGAAAAGAGAUGAACAUUCAGUAUGCCAGAGGUACAUCCGAUAUCAUACCAAAAUUGAGAGGCACUUUCGAACCACCUACCGCUCCUGCGCCUGCCACGGAAGCCACAGAAGUGCAGAAGUCCAUCUUCAACGCACCACCUUCCAGUAUCCCCGCAAAGCCUACGACGAAUGGUGUCUUGUCCACUGCUGGAAGUGGCCCGCAAGGUACGAAAAGACCGCACGAGGACGUUGAAGAAGAAGAGGAUCAGGACGACGUGGCAAUGGAAGAAGAUGACGAUGAUGAUGCUCCUAUGGAGGAGGACGACGACGAUUGA
Messenger RNA from Lithohypha guttulata, 609 nucleotides. RefSeq lists its product as uncharacterized. Gene Ontology annotation, cellular component: U12-type spliceosomal complex. Bases 1 to 609 code for a protein of 202 amino acids. NCBI's taxonomy places the organism in Eukaryota, Fungi, Ascomycota, Eurotiomycetes, Chaetothyriales, Trichomeriaceae. Gene Ontology annotation, biological process: mRNA splicing, via spliceosome. Gene Ontology annotation, molecular function: U12 snRNA binding; pre-mRNA intronic binding. The transcript has a single exon. The record is from RefSeq and is a predicted model, not a curated record.